AUGCCAGAGGAGACGCCCCCGAUCACAUCCAACACGGCCACGGUCGCCGCGGAAGCCUCCGAGACCAUGCUGUUGACGGCACACACGGCGGCGCUGCGGCCGCCGUUGUGCUUGCUGCCCGAGUCGCCCGCCACCAUCGCAUCCGUGUCGCCGACGGCGGAGACGUUUCCGACCAGGUCCAUCAAGACCAUGAUUGGGGGAAUGCCGAUGCCCCCAACUCUCCUCACGGCAUUGCCGCCGGGUGUGGCUGUCAACCACGUUCAGCUGCGAGACGCCGAGAUUCCGCUACAGGACCCCGAGAUGGAGCGUCGGAGGCGGCACUGGACGACUGCCCACUAG
This is a messenger RNA of Phytophthora sojae, 339 nucleotides long. RefSeq lists its product as hypothetical. Bases 1 to 339 code for a protein of 112 amino acids. The record is from RefSeq and is a predicted model, not a curated record. Lineage: Eukaryota; Oomycota; Peronosporomycetes; Peronosporales; Peronosporaceae. The transcript has 2 exons.